AUGACCGAGCGAAGCCUCUCCAUCGACAAUGACAGCGAUAUGGAUGAUGUCAAUGCGCCAGGAAAGCCAGGACGCAAGAAGAACCCAAACUCCCAGGCAGCCAGGCGGGACCAAAACCGCAUCGCACAGCGCGAGUUCCGUCUGAGAAAGCAGCAAAAGAUUCGCGAUCUGGAGACCCGUGUCGAAAUUCUUUCAGGCGGCGCCGACAAAGCUGUAACUGAAAUGCGCAAUAUGCUCAAAGACUUGAUGGAAGAAAACCAGACGCUUCGCACUCUGCUUCGUAGUCUUGGGGCAUUCAUUGGCGAGGGCGCUGGAGGCCUCCUCCCCAAACUUGGCUGGGAUCUUCAGGACUUCAACAAUUUUAUUAAUAGGUCAGAAACAGACACCGCCUGGCAAGGUUAUCAGCGUCGCAAAAAGGUCAGCGACCCUGUCUCUAUUGGACAGAAGCGCACAGCCGAUGACGAGCCAAGUUCAUCGUCGCGCAAGAAGACCCGUCCAGAAGACCCGGAUCCAAAUGGUUACCUUAUGAACACCCCACUCCCCAACACCAUGUAUGGUCGCGCUGACAAUCCCAACCUCUUUACUGACCUGAUGCGCAACGGCUCGAAUGGGUCGCCCAUAUUCAGCAAUCCCUCGCCAACCUCCAACCAACCAGGAGCAUUUGCGCCUCCAGUUCAGUCCGGUUAUCCGUCAUCGUACCUCCCCGCUAUGGGCGUUGACACGAACCUCCCUCCCAUGAAUUUCUCCUCCACCUCCACAACCCAAACUCCUAUUCAGCCGCCGCCGCCUCAAGCAACCCCAAGUCAGUUGUCGGCGGAACAGGUUGAAGACGAUGACGAUCCGAAUAAGAGCGAGGCAUAUAAGCUCAUUCAUUAUCACCUGGAUAACUACAAGCGCAACACCAAUUACUGUUUACCAUCUUCGUUGCGACCGACAUUGGUACAACGUACUGUCCCGCAUGAAAGUGUGAUUGACCGAAUUCUCCAUCCUGAGCUCAGAGAUCGCAUGAUUCUUCUCAGAGGUCGUUUCGACCUUGUCGACUGCUUGCUGGACUACCGCAAUGCUGUCACGAUUCAUGGAGACGAUGUGCUUGCACACACCAACUGGGAAAUCAGCGAGAAGUGGCUUCGGCAAUAUGCAUUCUUGGUCGAUCCUGCAACACUCAACGUUGUCAACCGUUGGCGAAGAGAGCGGGCCGAGCUUGAGCUUCGUCUUGCUGAUCUUACGAGUGCGGAGAAUACUCCUGCAGCUACUUGA
Molecule: messenger RNA, 1257 nt
Organism: Mycena indigotica
Lineage: Eukaryota; Fungi; Basidiomycota; Agaricomycetes; Agaricales; Mycenaceae
Exons: 8
Coding region: 1-1257 (418 amino acids)
Biological process (GO): regulation of DNA-templated transcription
Molecular function (GO): DNA-binding transcription factor activity
Source: RefSeq, a predicted model, not a curated record